GUCACUGCAAUCACUAUUGCUAUCGUUAGUAAAAUAAUUUAUAAAAUUUGUGUUUUUUUACAACGUGUUAUUUUAUCUAACGGAAGAAGAAAAAGAAGAAAGAAGAAGAAGAAAGAAGAAGAAGAAUCUAUGUGUCUAUUUACCUGUCUCACUCUUUGGUUCUCAUCACGUGCAAGUGCCUACGCAAACUAAAUUUAAUUCAAAUGGUUUGAAACAUCACGCACCGGUCAUACAUAAUAAAACGGACAUUUUUCUUGUGGCCGAUUCUUUUUUAACUCUUUGUGUGUGCCGCGUCCACAUAUGGUUCGAUGCAGUUGUCACUAUCAUCAUACGUCAACCAGAAAUACGGAGAAAUAAUAGUUUCUUCGCGAAAAAACUGUGGCGUGCUAAUUAAUUAUGAAUUUUAUGACACCUGGCCUGCGGAGAUCCUGAUUAUUUUCUUGUGUUGCAAUUGGUGUUCCUUUGUCAUUGAAGCUACGAAUUUGCUAAAUUAAUACCAGUGUGUGAGGAGUACAAAUUCGAUACAGCAAUGGCAGAAGGAAAUGGGGAAAUAAAAAUGGAAGAAAAGCAAGAAAUGGAAAAUUUGGAAAGGACAGAAGAUUUUAACAAACUUAUGCAAUAUGGACUAGAUGAGAAAGUGGCUGCCAAACUGGACGAGAUUUAUAAAACGGGAAAAUUGGCUCAUGUUGAUCUAGAUGAAAGAGCUCUUGACGCUUUAAAAGAAUUUCCAGUUGAUGGUGCACUAAAUGUGCUUACACAAUUUCUGGAAUCUAAUCUAGAACAUGUAUCUAACAAAUCGGCAUACCUUUGUGGAGUAAUGAAGACAUACAGACAGAAGAGUCGUGCAGGUCAAGGAACAGGCACCAGCACAACACCUAAAGCCCCGGAUGAGGACAAAAUUAAAAUGAUUCUGGAGAGAACAGGAUAUCCUUUGGAUGUAACUACUGGACAAAGGAAAUAUGGUGGUCCUCCACCAAAUUGGGAAGGCCCAACUCCUGGCACUGGUUGUGAGGUAUUUUGUGGCAAAAUUCCAAAAGACAUGUAUGAAGACGAAUUAAUUCCGCUAUUCGAAAAAUGCGGAAAAAUAUGGGAUUUGAGACUGAUGAUGGACCCCAUGUCAGGUUCCAACAGAGGAUACGCAUUUAUCACAUUUACUAAUAGGGAAGCUGCACAGCAAGCUGUUCGAGAGCUCGAUAAUCACGAAAUAAAACCCGGCAAGAGUCUGAAAGUAAACAUUAGUGUUCCUAAUCUACGACUUUUCGUGGGAAACAUACCAAAGUCAAAAGGCAAAGAGGAGAUCUUGGAGGAAUUUGGUAAAUUAACAGCUGGCCUGACGGAGGUGAUUAUCUACAGCUCACCAGAUGACAAAAAGAAGAAUAGAGGUUUUUGCUUUUUGGAAUAUGAAUCUCACAAAGCAGCUUCCUUAGCCAAGCGAAGGUUGAGUACUGGACGUAUCAAGGUUUGGGGAUGUGAUAUUAUUGUUGAUUGGGCCGAUCCUCAAGAGGAACCAGAUGAACAGACUAUGUCCAAAGUACGUGUGCUCUAUGUACGAAAUUUAACGCAAGAUUGUUCUGAGGAGAAGUUGAAAGAAAGCUUCGAACAAUAUGGUAAAAUUGAGCGAGUGAAGAAAAUCAAGGAUUACGCCUUUAUACAUUUUGAAGAUAGAGAUAAUGCUGUUAAAGCAAUGAACGAAUUAAACGGCAAAGAAAUGGGUGGAUCUCACAUAGAAGUCUCGUUGGCGAAACCACCAUCUGAUAAAAAGAAGAAAGAAGAAAUGUUGCGCGCUAGAGAGAGACGAAUGAUGCAAAUGUUACAAGGUAGAGGCGGUUUUCCUUUUGAUAGUGGAUCUCCAUCUCAUCCGAGUAUGAUGGGUGGACCAAUGCCAGUUCGUGGACCUGCACAGGGACCUCGGGGAACCGGUGCAGGUAUGCGUGGACAAAUGGGACGAGGCGAUUAUGCUCUCAAGGAAAUAGAUUAUGAUUACGACUAUUACGGUUAUGGGGAUUAUCGAGGUGGCUACAGUGAUCCCUAUUACGAUGACUAUUAUCGAUACGAAGAUUACUAUUUCGAUUAUGCACCGCCUCCGCCGCCUGCCAGAGGGAGAGGCAGGCAGCCUCAACCGGCUGGUCGUGGCCGUGGAGUAGUGCCACGUGGCCGAAUCGGUGGCCCGCAAGCCCGUGGGCCAGUCAGGGGGGGACGCAACCCCGCAGCUUCAGGGGUCCGUGGGGUCCAGCGGCUGGCCGCUCGUGGGGGGGUCCGCGCCAAGGGAAGUUUACCAGGUGAGGAUGCAGGUAAACGAAAAUUUGACGGGGGUCACCAGAACCAGGGGGAAUCUAAGCGUCGCUUCCAGAGCAACUGGGGAAACCAGCCCCUCGCCCAACAACCACUGGGCAAUGCAUACGGAUUGGCGAGUGUGAAUGGUGGCAGUGGUGGUGGUGGCGGUGACAUAAGUUUCGGAAAUAGAGCCGGCGCACUCGGCGGUGUUUCUGGUGAUGAUCACGAAUGGUAUCAAGACUCUUAUCAGUCAUGGAGCUAACUUCUGCAAGCUUGUGAUGAAAAAAUACACACGCACGAACAAAUGCAUGGUAGGUCGAAGCGAGAAAGAAAAACUAGAGGAAAAGAAAGGAAGUUAACAUCAAAAAGGAGAGUGCAUGUGUACAUGAUGAGUGUGUGCGCGCGCGCGAAAAAGAGAGAAGGGGGAAGAAAUUCUAUAGACGAGGAGAAAGAGAAAAUCAUCCAUUUAUAUUAUUAUCGCUCUUAAUCAAUUCGAAUAAUUGUAAAUGUUUUUUCAUAUUAAUAAUACGCAGCAACUGUACUCUGCGCCACCACCAUCGCCCACUGUUGUUGUGAUUAUGUACAGUGAUGUGCCACUGAGACUAAAUAUUACAUCGGAGUGUGACCGCCCACUCACCCCGUACUAUUAUUAUUAUAAUGAUAAUACUAAUCUAAGUACCACUACUGCAUUGUCACAUUGUUUACUGCCAAGUGAUGAAGAUCAGUGAUGUUGACUUAAGGAUUGUGAUGGCUUGUAUUAGUUAAAAGAACUCAUGGAAGCCUGCGGUUUAAUACAUGAUAUGAUGUUAUGAAUCUACGUGACGAAGCGUGUGUGUUAGAUAAGCUGUGAAAGUAGAUAGCAUGGAAAAAAAGCAAAAAUGUUAGGGAACAAAAGAGAAAUAGAGCAGACAAAAUUCCCAAGAUUGAAGAAGUGAGAAAUGUAGUAGGUACGUUAGGCAAACAGAAGGCACAGGGCGAGAAUGUGAUAUUUAGCGAGCAUGCGAUGAUGAAUGACCGUCUAAGACGUGUAUUUGCAAGAAAUGGAGAAAGGGAGUUUUCUUUAAGCGGAAUGUGUCUUUGUAUGUGUAUGUGUGCGUGUGGAGCGUGCCAAGUGCGCUACAAGACCUUCUAUUGUUGGUCUAUAAACGUGUACAGUCAGUGAAACUAUUAUUAUUAAGAGUCAGGCAAGGUUUCGCGAAAGUAGCGAGUGGUAAAAUGUUGCAAGACAACAGUUCUGCUGCGAAUGUCUCCCAGAUUAAGUUUGAUUACAGUCAGGCAAGAAUUUUAUUAAAUAAGACAAAAAAAAGGAGUAUUGCUCACUAUCGUAAAGAAAUCUGUUUGUACAGUAAAUUUUUCAAUGAUAUCUCUCCGAAUAGCCAAGACAAAUUCAGAUUCAAAUCAUAAUAUAUAUUUAUUUGUUGAUGUGUUUCUUUUUUUAAUAAGUGAAAAAUUAAAAAUUGUUCGUUGAAAGCAAAUAUCAAAGGUAACUCUAUUAUCUUUAAAGGAGAAGUAAAGAAAGAGAGUGUAUUGUUUUUUCUAAAUUUUAUGUAGAAAGUAAAUUUGUUUUUUGUAUUCUCUUUUAUAAAAAUAAGAGAGGAAACGUUUUUAAAGAUGACUGACUAUGAAUUUGAUAAUGAUAGUCACGGAUUGAAAUAGGAUGUAAAAUCUAAUGUUUACAAAUGCAUGAACACAUACAGCACACAUUUUGAGUGUUGACUUGUUGUUAUUGUUAGCCUGUUAGUUAAUUAGUAAGAGUUGUAAGUGCGGGCUGUAGUUGGUCCCUGUCCCUGGAGCCCAGACACCCCCUGUUCUGGAUGAUUAUUUGAAAAAGGAAAGAAAAAAAAAUAUAUGCAAAUAAUUUGUAUUUUACACGCACCCCUGAAAUAUGAAAACAAAUACGACAUAAAGAUGAAAAAAAAAAAAGAAAAAAAAGAUAUUGUAAUAACGGAAUAACUGCAUAUCAGUCUCCUGUUUAUUGUAAUACUACCAAACGAGACGAUUACCGCAUAUAUAACAAUAUAUUGGCUCUAAAUCGGAUUUGAUAUAACAGUAGAAUUGGCGGAUAUAUAUAUGUAAUACAAUAUGGAGUCUGAUUCUACAUCGAAUUAUGCCAUAGAGACCGACCAAUCACAAAUAUAAAAGAUCGCAUAUACAUCACAUUGUAAUAUGAAAUCAGAUAUAAUUUACAGGCUGAUACACAAUAUGUGAAAAAAUUACGAAAUCAUAGAUACAUUACAGACAAAAUGUUUAGAUGACGAUUGUUUUCCCAAUCUCGUAUUAUGAGCAUUUUGUUGAUUUUUAUUCAUAUUUUACUUCAGUCUAAUUCUUUGUCAUCAAUACUGUUUUAGUAGCGCGAUGAAUUUGAUUCAUUUGAAAGUAAUGAUUAGACGAAAGAAAAAUUCCCUGUUCUUAUUGCGAUCAUUGUUUAUAUGUCUUGUUUCCAAUCGUUGCGAUCAUUGUUUCGAGAAAAAAGUAAAAGGGAAAAAAAUCCGAGCAAUUUGUGAAAUCGUGGUUCGUAUUGAUGAUCUACUUUUCAUUCCUCUCGUACUCCCUUUUUCACCGCCCCUUUUUACUGAUUAUUCGCUUACCAUAUUUUAUAUAUCUUUAUCUACCUACUCUACUUACCUACACACCCUAUUUAUGAAAAGCAUAAUAUCGAGGGUAUAAUAAUAUUAAUAUUAACAAUAUGAUAAGGAUGAUAUUGCUAAUCAUAAUUGAGUGGGUUUUUGUGACACACAUGAUAAUAUUCCAACAUAAUAAAAAAAAGUCUGGUUUCUUCUGUGCAAAAAAUUGUAAUUAAUAAAAAGAAAUAAGAACAUGAUAGAAAAAAAAUAAAGGAAAAAAAAAUAAGGAAAGCAAAAAGAUAUGUUAUAUAUAUUACAUAUGUAUACACAUACAAGUACAUAGAUGCAGAGAUACGAUUAUAAAGAGAGUUCGGCUUGCGGGGGCAAGGAAUUAUAACUUGGCUAAAGCGGAGACAGUUCACGGUGACGAGAUUCUUAGACUGAUCUAGGUACUAGUGUUUAUCGAUAAUACCACCCGGCCCUGCUCCGGCAAAAAAGGCGUCCCAAAAAUAUAUUACUGUCGUAUCUUUAUCCUAUUUUUUUUUAUCUCCAUCUCCCUUUUACGUUUUUCCUUGUCCCAUCUUGUAUCAUCUUCCAAUUUUCUUUUAUAUUUUGAUAAUUGGUGUGGCAGCUGGGGUGCCUGGGAGAGAGGCGGGGGGGGGUUAUCGGUCGCAUUUUAGGAUAUUGCACCACACACACUGUGGCUGACGAUGCCGUAGCCGCGUGCGCGCGCCCUUCUUUUUUUAUCCGGCCAACGCCCCGAUUAAUAAUAAUGAUGAUAAUGAUGAUGAUAAUAAUAAUAAUGAUGAUGAUAAUGACGAUGAUGAUGAAUGAUGAUUCGCGACAUAUUUCUGUUUUCUUCGAAACAUCAUUACAUUAUUUGGGGCUUAUCAUGUCGCAGUUGGCCAUCUCUCAUAUGUCGGAUGUUGUGUGAUCCUUGGGUCGAAACGUUGCGAACAUUAAUUCAAAGCGGCCCGAAGCACAUGUUUUUUUUAAUUAUAUAUAAAUAUAUAUUAUAUUUCUGCGAAUAUAUGCAUUUUUGUGACGUGAUGUUAUUUAGCACUAAUUAACGAGAAAGAAGGAAAUCGUACGAUAGUAACGAAGGAUUUAAUAAGAAAAAUACCCGCCCCCAAACCCCCGAAAAGGAAAAAAAAAGAUACAUGUACAUGUUAUAUUUUUUUGUGCUACGUAUCAGCUCCGUAGCUAUAAAACAAACGUGCAAAAUUAUUUUAUCGCCAAAUUUUUUAUAAUUAUAAAUUGUGUUUUUUCGGAUUCUUUAUUAUUCAUCUCCUAUCUACUAAUUGCUUUGCUUUAUAAUUCCCGCAAUUUUUAUUUCUCCAAGUUGCCCCUAACUUUAGUGUGAAACGUAGUUAAACAUAAUGAUUAAUGAUGAAUUUAAAAAAGAAUGUUAUAACAUGAUUCCUUUUUUCGGGCUAAGAGCUUGAUUUGAAGUAUCAAAGAUUUUUGUGUAUGACCAGAUGUAUUCUACAUGUCUCAAUAAACAGUUGUAUGUGAAUUACCUUUCUUAAA
Camponotus floridanus (Florida carpenter ant) is the source of this 6368-nucleotide messenger RNA. RefSeq names its product heterogeneous nuclear ribonucleoprotein R (gene Syp). The record is from RefSeq and is a predicted model, not a curated record. The transcript has 13 exons. Bases 530 to 2536 code for a protein of 668 amino acids. NCBI's taxonomy places the organism in Eukaryota, Metazoa, Arthropoda, Insecta, Hymenoptera, Formicidae. Gene Ontology annotation, cellular component: ribonucleoprotein complex; nucleus. Gene Ontology annotation, molecular function: mRNA binding.